CAAAACUUCAACUAGUCAACUUCGCAGAAAGUUUCUGAUUUCAGGAAAAAAAAAGAAUGAAAUGGCUUUUCGGAGGAGGAAUAAGAGCUAUCCAUUCUUCAGUCAGGAGUUUCUUAUCCAAAAUCAUGCAGACAUUGUCUUCUGUCUGGUGGUCUUCAUUCUGAUCGGUUUGAUGUUCGAGGUGACGGCAAAGACAGCCUUCCUGUUCAUUCUCCCACAGUACAACACCAGCACUCUGACACCAGAUGGAGAGGUAUCGCUCUAUCAGUGUGGGUGGAGGGAUUGUGUCACCGUGCUCUUCUACUUUUUCAUUGCCAUCAUCCUUCAUGCUGUGGUUCAGGAGUAUGUGCUUGAUGUGAGUAUUUGUGCCUUGCUGUGAGAAACAGCCAAGGGUUUAGGUAAAGCAGUGAUAAAGUCAUAGUGGACAAAGGUACAGUUCGUAAGGCUUUAAAAACAAUAGCACAGGCAGUGUCCCAUGAAGUGUAGGGUGGGUUAUACAAUAGGAGCUUGCUUGUUCAAAUCCCAGUUGUGCCAAGUUACUGAUCUUUGGCUGGGAUCUCAUAGAACUGCAUUCUAAAUAAAUAAAUGUGUAGUAAUAGUAAUAAUAAUAAUUAUAAUAAUUGUUAUAAUAAUAACAAUAAUAAUAACAACAAACAUGCAUCUAUCACACACUGUUGCAAUGUUAACGGCAGCAAUUAACUCAAAUAGCAGUGUGGUUGAUUUGAUUGUUGGUGGUGUAAAGUGCCCCCGUCUCUACUUGAAUAAGCAGAUUUUAUUAUAAUGAUCUCCAAGAGCAAGGCAUGUGGCUAAAAGUGUUGAACUCAAUUUGUAAUAGAUACUUUAUUGUUCUAAGAUUGUGUGUGUCUGUACUUUUUGAAGAUUUAUUUUUAUUAUAUGCGCGUAAUAUUUGUCAGUGUGCACCUGGAUAUAGUACCUUUUGAAAAAAAGUAAUCUGAGCCCUGCGCACUAGGAGGAUUUGACCAUACCAACUACAAAACAUUCUAGGAGACGAUACUACAAAGAAUGUCCAAAGGACAUAGGAAGUCAUGUGUCAAGCGUUAACGACAGCAUUGAAGCUAUAGCGCCGUAAAAUUAUAAGUGAUACAUAUGGGGCAACUAAAAUUGUCCCAUAUGUGUCAUGACAGUUUUGGCAAGUUAAGGCUGUGCUAGCACUUCCAAAAUGCGCUCCACCAUGCAAUGCACACCACCGCUCAUUAGCCAUGAACUUUACCCUUUACACUCCAUUUAUUCAGCGCUUGUCAGGCGCGUUGGUUCCAGUUUAUUUUCACACGCGUUUAUUUUACAUGUAGUGU
Molecule: messenger RNA, 1313 nt
Organism: Polyodon spathula (Mississippi paddlefish)
Lineage: Eukaryota; Metazoa; Chordata; Actinopteri; Acipenseriformes; Polyodontidae
Product: translocating chain-associated membrane protein 2-like
Exons: 3
Coding region: 62-379 (105 amino acids)
Biological process (GO): SRP-dependent cotranslational protein targeting to membrane, translocation; protein insertion into ER membrane
Cellular component (GO): endoplasmic reticulum membrane
Source: RefSeq, a predicted model, not a curated record